AUGGAAACACUAGUAGCAAAUCAGGAAUCCGUGAAGGUUGGAAUUAUUGGAGCUGGUGCCAUUGCCAAGGGAACUGCAGCCCUCUUGUGUCGAGCGGGGCAUGAUCCCAUGAUUUGGUCUCCCUCGGGCAAGGCCACGGAUGCUUAUUCUAACCACCAAUACCACCAAGUACAAUUGAUUGCCACUGGAGCCAUACAAUUGGAAUCAUCCAUUCGGAUAGCACAAACCGCCCAGGAACUAGUCGCGGAGAAUGAUGUGCUGGUAUUUGCCUUGCCAGCCAAUGGUCACAAGAAAGUAUUCGAAGACCUCGCUCCGUUUGUGAGAUCCGAUCAACCUUUGAUCAUUUCCUCGCAUUCGUCGUUGGGAGCCCUCUAUUUGUCGCAACUCUUGCAACAGCAUCGACGAAAGGGUCCAACGUCGACGACUCCUUGUAUCACGGCGUGGGGCACGACCGUUUGUACGGCACGAUCGACGGCGCCUUUAUUAUUGGAGGAAUCAGUAGAAGCACAAGGACCCAUGAUGAUGAUGGUGCGGAUCAAUACGAUUCGCGAAAACGUGGAUACCUGCACGAUACCUUCCACCUUGCAAGAACCAGCGACCCAAUUGUGCAAACAUUUGUUUACAUCCAACAGAAGCAAUGAUCAAAUCAUUGAAUUCCGACCACGACAAGGUUUGUUGGCAAUAUCUCUGUCCAACUUGAAUCCGCAAAAUCAUCUUGGGAUUGCCUUGGGCAACAUUAGUCGGAUGGAAAAGGGCGAAACUUGGUAUCAGUUUGAAAACGUGACGCCAACAAUCGGCCGAUUCUUGGAACAACUGGACCAGGAAAGAUUGGAGAUUGCCAAGGAGCUGGAUCUGGAAGUCAAGACGAUCUUUGAGCACUUUUCGCAAAGUUUUCAUGUUCCAGUUACUGAUAGUAUCUCGGAUAUGAACCAAGUCAUUCACACGGAUGGGAACGAUGUCCAUGGUCCCGCCACGGUUGACAGUCGAUAUGUCACGGAAGAUGUUCCCUUUGGAUUGGUGCUUGUCAUUGUUCUGGGGGACUUGGUAGGCAAACCAGCGAUGUUGCAUCGAUCAGGAUUGCAAAUUUUAUCUGCCAUGUAUGCUCGUGAUUUUAUGAACGAAAAUGAUCUCUUGCAAGUACUGGAUUUGACAAGCUACCAGUUGCAAGAGUUGAAGGAAGCAGCACUCUCUGGAAACUUGAAAACGGUGAUAAAGGCCAAAAGCAAAAGCAAUUCAAUAUAA
Messenger RNA from Cylindrotheca closterium, 1242 nucleotides. The record is from the annotation of a GenBank genome assembly. Lineage: Eukaryota; Bacillariophyta; Bacillariophyceae; Bacillariales; Bacillariaceae.